Molecule: messenger RNA, 889 nt
Organism: Olea europaea var. sylvestris
Lineage: Eukaryota; Viridiplantae; Streptophyta; Magnoliopsida; Lamiales; Oleaceae
Product: mitochondrial import inner membrane translocase subunit Tim13-like
Exons: 2
Coding region: 140-403 (87 amino acids)
Source: RefSeq, a predicted model, not a curated record
AAAGUGGGGGACUCUGUAUGCUAUGUAGAAAAUAAUUAGGUAAGAGAGGCAAUAAUAGAAAAAGCAAAGGGGUUUAGGGUUUUUCUCAAAAUCCAGAAGCACAAGUGCAUUUGAGAUACAGAGAAGAAAAAGGUGGAACAUGGAUUCAUUCUCCUCGCCUUCUGCUGGAUCUUUGCCAAAAUUCUCAACUGAGGAUUUGAUGGGUAAGCUUAAAGUACAGCUUGCCCAGGCUUACGCUGAGGAAUUCCUCGAGACCGUGCGAGGAAAGUGCUUUGAGAAAUGCAUCACCAAACCUGGCAGUAGCCUAAGUGGGAGUGAGAGCAGUUGUAUCUCCAGGUGCGUGGAUCGGUAUAUUGAAGCCACUGGUAUCAUUGGCAGAGCCCUCUUUAAUGCACAGCGCUGAAAGCAGCUAAUACCAGGGACUUGAAGAAUUUCAUGGUCUCAGGAAUUCCUGGAGAAUCAAGUACAAGUAGUAGGCUUGGAAUCAUGAUCCUUUUGAUAAUAUUUGAUUGAUGAUAUAUGAAUGACUAUGAACUUCAAGGUUGGCCACAUAAACAAUUUGCCUCGUAGGUUAAUUAAUUUUUGAUAGGUUUUAUGGAGUUAUUGAUACUUUUUCAUAAAUAUGUUUCUUGUACCUGCUUGUGAGAAUGGUUUCUCGGUUUGAUUACUCAGGGGCUUGACUCCCAUUCCCUCCCCCAUCCUAGGGUCUCUACUUGCACUGUCGGAUGGGUGGUGUUGUCUUAUUCUAUUUUCUCCGACCUUCUGAUUUGAAAAGGGAACGGCAUAGUGUUGUACAUUCAUUUAGCCGACAUUUUUUAUGAGUCCAUUGUAUAUUCACUAGGGCCCCUAUUGUUAGUUCCAUUUAGUGGUGUUUUUUCUACCCUCUCAA